GACGAAUAUAGCCUCAUAUUCUCACAAAAAUAUUCAUAAAAGUCUUCGAGUAAUUUUCAUUCUCAGCGACACAUUUAGUCGCAGCUAUCUCUGAGAUUUUUUUUUGUAAAUCAAUAUUUAAAUCAUAUAUUCAUUUGGACUCUGAUCUUCUCAGCGGAUGUCAAUAAAAGAUCGAGUUGGAUGAGCAAAGUUUCAAUAAAAUCUUUAGUUAAGCUAUUAGAGGCGAACCCAUUCAAUAAAUAUGUGCAAGCAAUCAAUAACGAAAGUUAAUUUUAAAAAUAAAUAAAAAAAUAUAACAUCAGUAGUGUAUUUUUACUUUAAAAAUCGCAAAAUGGAAAUGACCGCAGAAUGUCGAUAACAUAAUCUCACUUGUUUACAGCUACUCAAAAGAAUAUUUCAACAUCAAUCAGAAGUAUUUUAUAUUUCAUUGCGAACGACCGCAUUUUCAUUGUUUAAUAAUUCAGAGGAGUUUCUGGAUAACUAUAGCCAAUUUGCUAUCCAGUGUUCACAUUAUCAACAGUUUAAGCGUCUGUAAUUAGGAAAUUUAAUAAAAAAAUGAGUAUACAUUUUUUAUUCAUUUUAUUAUUUGUGUGUCUCGAAGUACGUGCAAAUUUGGAUUUGAACACACAGCUACUCGAUGCCGCCGAAAAUGGUAGCAUAGAUGCGGUCCAAACUCUAAUCAACCAUGGAGCAAAUGUCAAUUUCGAAAACGAAGAUAAAAAUACUCCACUUCACAAGGCUGCUUUGUAUGGUCAUACAGACGUAGUUAAAUAUCUAAUAGAAAAAGGAGCGAAUGUGAAUGUCAAAACUAAAUAUCAGGAAUAUACACCACUUUACGGGGCUGCUCAGAAUGGUCAUAUAGAUGUAGUCAAAUGUCUAGUAGAAAACGGAGCGGAUGUGAAUAUUGGAAACAAAUGGAAAACUACACCACUUCACCAGGCUAUUUUCUAUGGUUAUACAGAUAUAGUCAAAUAUCUAAUUGAUAAUGGAGUGAAUGUGGAUGCUGAAGACGACUACAAAGAAACAUCACUUAAUAAAGCUGCCCAAUAUGGUCAAACAGAUGUAGUCAAAUAUCUAGUUAUGAAAGGAGCGGAUGUAAAUAUUGGAGAUAAUCACAGAGAUACGCCACUUCACAAGGCUGCUUCUAGAGGCUACGUUGAAAUAAUUAAAUUGUUAAUAGAAAAGGGUGCAAAUCCAUUCCUUACAAAUUAUGAAUAUCGAUCUCCACGUGAUGUGGCUGUCAGAGGACGUCACAGGGAAGCAGCCAAACUUCUAGAGAAAGCAGAGAGUAACUUUGAGCGACCAACGUCAACUUUAAACAUACAGCUUCUCAAUGCAGCUGAAAAUGGUACCAUAGAUGCGGUAAAGACUCUAAUCAGCCAUGGAGCCAAUGUCAAUUUCGAAAAUGAAAAGAUAGAAACGCCACUUCACAAGGCUGCUUCUGGAGGUCAAAUAGAUAUAGUCAAAUAUCUAAUAGAAAAAGGAGCGAAUGUGAAUGUCAAAACUGGAUUUUGGGAAAUCACACCACUUGAAAUAGCUACUAAUAAGGGUCAUUCAGACGUAGCCAAAUAUCUGAUAGAAAAAGGAGCGGAUGUGAAUUUUAAGACUAAUAUUUUAAAAUACACACCACUUUACAGGGCUGCUUCUUGGGGUCAUACAGAUGUAGUUAAAUAUUUAAUUGAGAAAGGAGCGGAUGUGAAUGCUGAAACAGAUUGGAAAGCCACACCGCUUCAGGCCGCUGCUCGACAUGGUCAUACAGAUGUAGUUAAAUAUCUAGUUGAGAAUGGAGCGAAUUUGAAUGCUCAAGAUAAACCUUUGAAAUACACCCCACUUCACGAAGCAGCAUUACUUGGCCACGUUGAAAUAAUUAAAUUCUUAACAGAAAAGGGCGCAAAUCCAUUCAUUAGAGCUGAUGACAAUCAAACUCCACGUGACAUGUCUAUCUUAUAUGGUCACAGGGAAGCAGCUAAACUUCUAGAGGAAGCAGAGAGUAACUUUGUCCAAACUGAAAGACCAGAGCCACCACCAACAACAACAACAACACCAUCAUCAUCAAUUUCUGUUGUGAUCUCUCCGCCUGAGUUUCAAAUCGGAGACAAUGUGAGACUACCAUGCAACGCAUACGACAACGCUACGCAUACUCCAACCACAGUCAUCUGGCAUAAGGCGAAUGGAUCUCUCCCGGAUCGAUCAUAUCAAAAUACAGGUGUUCUUACAAUCACAAAUGCUCAACUCGCUGAUGGCGGUGAAUAUAUUUGUCAAGCCGAAUUUAAUGGACAUUACGCACAGCGUUCCACAAUUUCUAUCAAAGUCAAUCGUUCCAAUCACACCGAUAACCAAGAACCUGGGAAAGUAUUUCAUGGCGCUGUUCGCAACGGAAAUCUGGAAACAAUGGAAGAGCUACUUAGAAACGGAACGGAUGUCAAUAUCCCAGACCUCAAUGGUCGAACACCUUUAUUUACUGCGGCUCAAAAUGGUCGACACAAUAUAGUUGAGUCGUUGAUAAGGAAUGGUGCUUAUAUCCACCUCAAAGAUUACUAUGGCGAAUCUCCAAUUAACACAGCAACUUCUGAAGGUCACGAGCGUGUUGUUGAAAUACUGAUUGAAAAAGGCGUGGAUGCAAAUACGAAAGAGGACCAUGGAUAUGCGCCAAUACAUAUCGCCGCCCAGAAAGAUUAUGAGCGAAUUGCUGAAUUUUUACUCAAAAAUGGUGCAAAUGUCAACAAUCAAGAUAACGAUGGCAAAACGGCAUUGUUUACGGCUUCGAGUUUCGGUCGUGAUCGACUGGUUCAAAUGUUAUUGAAUCAUAGUGCAAAUGCCAAUCUGCAGGACAAUCGUGGACAAACACCAUUAUACAGCGCCACUUUGGCAGGUUUUGAAGAUAUCGUUAAAGUAUUAGUCCAAUACGGAGCCGAUCUAAACAUGCCAGAUGAAAAUGGAUGGUCACCAUUACACGUGGCCACUCAAAAUGGCUUUGAGAAUAUUGUGGAAAUUCUAAUGAGAAAUGGAGCCGAUGCCGAUUUAAAAAAUCAGAACAACGCCACAGCGAUCGAUUUCGCGGAGAGAAAAGGAAAAGAGAAUAUUAUUAAACUUCUCAAAAAAGUGCGUCCAAUUCGGCCAGCAGAAAAGGUGUGCGCAAAUUACAAUGAGAAUGCUACUACUUCACUAAAGAGUCGCACUUUGGAUGGUGAGGAAGCUGAUCCACAAGAAUUUCCAUGGAUGGCGGCUUUAGGUUAUUUGACAAAAAAUAAUGAAGUGUCCUAUGAAUGCGACGGUACAAUCAUAUCGGAUCACUUCAUACUAACGGCUGCUGAUUGUGUGUCGAGAUCUCAAAAACCAACUGUAGUUCGAUUAGGAAAUAUCGCUCUGACCGAUAACAACGACGGCAGUAUUGAAGCAGUCACCAAAUCAGUCGGGGAGAUUAUAACACAUCCAAACUAUUCGGGACUCACUAAGAAAAACGACAUUGCAUUGAUUCGAGUGUCAGAACAAAUUUUGUUCACGGACCAUAUUACGCCCGCAUGCCUGCAAACCGAUUCAGAUGACAUGGACAUUGAUAUGCCGCUGAUUGUGAUUGCUUGGACUAAAACAUCAGUCGAACGUCACAACAAAUCAAACAUUCUGCUCAAAGCCCAAUUGAAAACCAUGCCACUAUCCGGAUGUAACCAAACGAUGUUGAUGUCGAAUGAAGGAUCCAAUGAAACGGCUUUUCGAGAUGGACUCAGCCAAGGACAGUACUGUGCAUAUGCGCCAGAAGGAAGAAAUGAGAGUUGCCAAGUGAACCACGGAGGACCUCUUCAGUUAUUCCCUUCAAACAACUCAACCAGAGCCACAGUUGUGGGUAUAGUUUCUUUUGACACGAGUUGCGGCACUGAAUUGCCAAGCGUUUACACCCGCAUCGCAUAUUAUUUGGAUUGGAUUGAAGCAACCGUUUGGCCACAUCCAUAGGAAUGGAAGAAAAAAUUGAUAAAUAGCUUAACAUUGCAUUAUACAUUCUUUUAUUCACAAAUAAAUUUUUUUAAAUUUAAAUCCAUA
Contarinia nasturtii (swede midge) is the source of this 4035-nucleotide messenger RNA. RefSeq names its product ankyrin-1-like. Gene Ontology annotation, cellular component: cytoplasm; nucleus. The transcript is spliced from 34 exons. The record is from RefSeq and is a predicted model, not a curated record. Gene Ontology annotation, biological process: proteolysis. Gene Ontology annotation, molecular function: protein binding; serine-type endopeptidase activity. Bases 556 to 3948 code for a protein of 1130 amino acids. NCBI's taxonomy places the organism in Eukaryota, Metazoa, Arthropoda, Insecta, Diptera, Cecidomyiidae.